AGUCAGUGUCAGUCAAUGAGAGUUUUUUUUUACGUUACUUCUCUGAAGUCUAAUAUUAAACGAUUGAUUUAUCUUAUUUUUUUUACAAGUGAAGUAUUCUCUCGACUCAUAAAUCGCUAGGUUGCGUUAUUCUUUUUAGCCAUGGCUUCACCUCUAGAGCAGUUUGUAAAUAAUGUCAGGACCAUGUCGGCUUCUGGUAAUUUUCGUGAAUUAUGCGAAAUCAUCGGAAAAUCUGACGAAGUGUUACAAAGAAAUAGUGCUCAUCUAAAUACAGUUCUAGAAACACUCGAUAUUCAACAACAUUCUCUUGGAGUUCUGGCAGUAUUAGUAGCUAAGUUUUCAUUACCACAGGGCUCUUUAAGUGAUAAUGAUAAAUCUAAUAUGUUUCAACAAAUACAUGAUUUUAUAAAUAAUUGUAAUGGAGAACAAGUUCGAUUUGCACCAGAUUUGUAUGCUGAUUUAUGUCAUCUACUUACUGACCAUCUAGUAGAAAUAAAACAACCCAUCCGUGGCAUUGAAAUAUUAAAGAAAUCUAUAAGGAAAAUACAGUUGUUUGACUCACAGCUUACUUCUAUCCAUGCGGAUUUGUGCCAGCUCUCUCUGUUAUCUAAAUGUAUGAAACCAGCACUUGAAUUUUUGGAUACUGAUGUUACUGGAAUAAGUUCUGAGUUGGGUGGAAAUAAUGACUCCAAACAUUUUCUACUUUACUAUUAUUAUGGAGGCAUGAUUUAUACAGCUAUGAAAAACUAUGAUAGAGCUUUAUAUUUCUUUGAAGUAGUAGUUACAGUGCCUGCAAUGGUUGUAUCUCAUAUUAUGUUGGAAGCAUAUAAAAAAUAUAUUCUUGUGUCAUUUAUAUUACAUGGAAAGAUUUUACCAAUGCCCAAAUAUGUAUCUCAAGUUGUAUGCCGCUUUCUCAAACCAUUAUCAGUGGCAUAUCAUGAACUAGCCACUUCUCAACACGCAGCAAUAAAACACCGUGAAACCUUUGUGAGAGACAAAAAUAUGGGACUAGUAAACCAAGUGUUAAGUUCAAUGUAUAAAAAGAAUAUUCAAAGACUAACUAAAACAUUUUUGACUCUGUCCCUGAGUGACGUAGCUUCGCGUGUGCAGCUUUCAGGACCAGCUCAGGCAGAAACAUAUAUCCUUAAUAUGAUUGAAGAAGGCGAAAUAUACGCCAUGAUAAAUCAAAAAGAUGGAAUGGUAGUAUUCUUAGACAGUCCUGAAAAAUAUGCUUCACCAGAAACCUUGUGUGUUUUGGAACAGCAAAUGGCUGCCUGCACAAAGUUGCACCAGUAUAUUCAAGAAAUGGAUGAACAGAUUCAAGUAAAUCCACAGUAUGUUAAAAAGUCUGUUGGAAGCCAUGAUGAAGAUAUGCCAGCAACAAGUCAGAAUUCUAAAACUACGUACACCAUGUAACCUACAAUAUAUUAAUAUAGUUUCAAUAAAAUAAUAACAAUAAUAUAAAAAGUAUAUAUUUUAUUCCAAUACCCCAUAUCUGUUCCAGUAAUGUUUAACAUAACAAAUAAAAACAAUUAGCAUAUUUCAAUUUAAAAAAUAAAUUUGUUAUAAUGCCUCGUGCACAGCUUGUGUAAAUACUUUCAUACUUUCUAUAGGCGUUUGUGGAGUGAUCCCAUGGCCUAAGUUUGCUAUAUAUCGGAAUUUCCCAAAUUUUUGAACCAUGUCUAUGGUAAGUUUUCUCAGUUCAUCCUGUGAAAUUAAUUAAUGUUAAUAUUUGUUAUUAUAUUUCAUGGGCUUCCAGCCACACGUAUAAGUAAUACCCUUACUUUUCACUAGUCAAAAAAAUAAACAUGACUAUAGGGCAUAUGUCGAAGUGUCUCAGUUAUAUGUUUUUAAGUAAUUCGCCAAUUAUUAAAAAAUAGGUUUUUUAAUUCAUAAAAUUAGCGAAGUCUGGCGUUAUAAAAAAAUAUCAUAUUUGCGUAUAGACCCUUCUGGCUUGAAGCCCGCAAUUCGAUUAAUUUUUCAUUCACAAUGCUGCAUACUGUUAAAUAAUUAUAAUUUGAUUCAAUUUCUUGGCAAUUCUGUAAUGCGUUACAUUAAGCAAUUGGGAGAAUAAAAACGCCUAGUGAAUUAUCGCAAUGUAGAGGCUCUUUUAGGAAUCUCUUUUAGGCUCUCUUAGGAAUAAAAAUACAUACGCACCGGCGUUUUAUAUAAAUCUUGGGGAUCCAGAUUGCCUUGUAAUGUUAUAUUUUCACCAACAAUAUUUCUAGCUUCCACAGGAUCUACUGUCCAAUCCAAACCAAUAACUUCAUAACCUAAUUGAGCUUGCACGUCUAAGGAAUGUCCUGCACCCUUGGCGAAGACAGUCUGUAGAUCAUGUAGGACACAUGAAGAUGUUAAUGGACAAAAAAUUACGAGUGAUUGAGAAUUUGCAG
Molecule: messenger RNA, 2393 nt
Organism: Diatraea saccharalis (sugarcane borer)
Lineage: Eukaryota; Metazoa; Arthropoda; Insecta; Lepidoptera; Crambidae
Source: the annotation of a GenBank genome assembly